Molecule: messenger RNA, 1334 nt
Organism: Prorocentrum cordatum
Lineage: Eukaryota; Dinophyceae; Prorocentrales; Prorocentraceae
Source: the annotation of a GenBank genome assembly
GCUCAGGGGCCUCGAGCCGCGUUGAGGCGGUUGAACCGUUUUACUCCAUCGAGGCUGCCGCGAUGGGUAAGGCUGGCCAAGGAAAAGGGAAAGGCCAUAGGCAAUGGGGAUGAUCUCAACCAGGGUGGUCUUGCAACCGCCAUUCAGGACAUGGGCGUACUCCAUAUCGUGACGGUGGUGGUCGGCGUCGUGAUCGAGACCGCGAUCGCGAUGGGCGGAGGCGCCCCCCUUCGCCGAGCUCGUCGGAGCCGCCGCGCACGGACGUCAUGCUGGAGAAGAAGCGCCAGAAGCUCGAGGCCAUCGAUCCAGAGUGCGUUGCGAUACGUCGUGAGCAGAGGGAGCAUAAGGAGAUGCAGAGCUACCGCGAACAAGGGCAGGUGGUGGCUGCGGCGAUGACGAGCACCUUUGGGGCCCAUCUCCAGUCCCUGCAACUGGUUCAUCCAGGAGGCCCAGCUUCUCCUCCGCCUCCGCCGGCGGACGGGGCUGCAUCUGGCAGCGCGGCUGCUGGACACGCCGGGCGUGCACCUGAGCCAGCUGCCCAGGGCGCGAAGAAGACCCCCAGUCGCUCCGAGUUGGGGUGGUUCCGCACGAUUCUUGGGCCCAAACAUGUGCCAGAAUAUGGUUUCUCCGUGGGCGACCUGUCGAAGUUCGUGGUAUCGAAGAUGUCGGAUAAAACGCUGCGAGAAGAAGGAGAUCUCGAAGACCAAAGGUGCACGCGUGGAGAAGCUGUUUCAAGUCAUUCGAGGGAAUGUGCUCUGAUAUGCCUCAUGCGUCGACUCUGACACCGGUUCCGACUUUACUGACAUGCCCUGCCUAUCGUUGAGCCGGGUGCCAAGUUCAUUUCAGGUUCGUUAUCUCUUUCUUCUUCGCCAGGCUCUCCGGUGGGGGACGGCAGUAUGUCAGAUGCGCUGCGGGGGCAGGUUACUACGUCGUGGUACAUUUUGAUCGCGGUAUUCUUAGCAGUGGGAUUCCUCACAAUGUUGUUCAUUGACGGGCAAGGCGAUAAGAACCGCUAUCUUGCUGUGCUUCGUUCCUACAGCGUUCUGAGUUCCAAUCAUGUUUGGGAGGCGUCAAGACUUCAAUCUAUGGCGCGCUACGGUCCAUUCGAUAUCCGGAUCUUCAAUCCGCAAGAAGUGAGGCGCGUCACAGCUUCGUUUUUCCAGCUUGGUCGCUCGGCAGGCACGAUGGUGUUGGCACGCUGAGGCCCCCAGUUGUGAGACAGGAGCUUACGCCGACCCGCCGGCCACGCUUCUGUUGAUUCUGGGUGGGCCUCUCUCUCCGUACCCCCUCAGAUUCCCGUACCCUUUGACAUUCCCGCGCCCCUUUGCCCUUCC